This is a messenger RNA of Symbiodinium sp. CCMP2592, 372 nucleotides long. Lineage: Eukaryota; Dinophyceae; Suessiales; Symbiodiniaceae. The record is from the annotation of a GenBank genome assembly.
AUGCGGGAACGCUCUGCGACGGUGGCGGCCCUGGAUGCACAGUAUCCCAAGCGACGGUUGGAUGAUGACGACGACGACCUCGCUGCCAUCGCUAUCCUCCCAGCGGAGCUGGUGGCCCAGGUGCGCCCGGAGCCGCUUUCGCCGGAGGCCACUGAGGCGACUAAGGCUCCUGCACCCAAGGCUCGGCCGGCUCUCAACCGAGCCCAAACGGCUGAGGUGCGACGGCGCAGAAGUGGCAAAGCGCAGGAUCAGGUGGCUCGGAACCGGAGCACCGGCCUCCGGGCCAUGCCCCAGAACUUUGGCAGCCUCGAGUUGAUGCUCUCGGGCGGCGGGGCGCUGAAACAGAAGCCGAAAGCCCUGGCGAAGAGGUGA